Messenger RNA from Scatophagus argus, 3765 nucleotides. It is a transcript of the gene hgs, whose product is annotated as hepatocyte growth factor-regulated tyrosine kinase substrate. Gene Ontology annotation, molecular function: metal ion binding; ubiquitin binding; phosphatidylinositol binding. The record is from RefSeq and is a predicted model, not a curated record. Bases 154 to 2463 code for a protein of 769 amino acids. The transcript is spliced from 20 exons. Lineage: Eukaryota; Metazoa; Chordata; Actinopteri; Scatophagidae.
UUUUACGACGGAAGUGGGAAGUAGGAAGAGCUGUACAGCUGUGCUCCGUGGCUAAUAGAGAAGCUAACAGGCUAACCUCAGCGGUGAAAAAAUAUCUGAGUCCGUUGAUUAAACAGGACUCCUCGACGGCUGCUUCAAGACAUUGAAUCUAACAUGGGGAAAGGUGGAGGUACAUUUGAGAGGCUUCUGGAUAAAGCCACCAGUCAGCUGCUGCUAGAAACUGACUGGGAAUCCAUUCUGCAAAUCUGUGAUCUCAUUCGACAAGGAGAUGCCCAAGCUAAAUAUGCCAUUGGGGCCAUUAAGAAGAAGUUGAAUGACAAAAAUCCGCAUGUGGCCCUUUACGCGCUUGAGGUCCUUGAGUCCGUGGUGAAGAAUUGUGGACAGACAGUCCACGAUGAGGUGGCAAGUAAACAAACUAUGGAGGAACUGAAGGAUUUACUCAAGAAACAGACAGAACCAAACGUCAGAAACAAGAUCCUGUACCUGAUACAGGCCUGGGCUCAUGCCUUCCGCAACGAGCCCAAAUAUAAAGUGGUUCAAGACACCUAUCAGAUUAUGAAAGUGGAAGGUCAUGUGUUCCCUGAGUUUAAGGAGAGUGAUGCGAUGUUUGCAGCUGAGAGAGCUCCAGACUGGGUAGAUGCUGAGGAAUGCCACCGGUGCAGAGUCCAGUUUGGGGUUAUGACAAGAAAGCACCAUUGUCGAGCCUGUGGCCAGAUUUUCUGUGGAAAGUGUUCGUCUAAAUACUCCACCAUUCCAAAGUUUGGCAUAGAGAAGGAAGUGCGCGUGUGUGAGCCGUGCUUUGAGCUGCUUAACAACCACCCCUCCCUCUCUCCUCCCCUUAGGAAAGCAGAGAGUAAAACUUCCUCUUCUGGCGCUGCUGAGCUCCCUCCUGAGUACUUGACCAGCCCGUUGUCCCAACAGUCGCAGAUGCCCCCCAAGAGAGAUGAGGCUGCAUUGCAGGAGGAGGAGGAGCUGCAGCUGGCCAUUGCCCUUUCUCAAAGUGAGGCAGAGGAAAAGGAGCGGAUGAGGCAGAAGAACUCGUAUUCAAUGUAUCCCAAAGCUGACCCUACUCCCGUGACAUCCUCAGCACCACCAGUCAGCACCCUCUACACUUCUCCUGUGAACUCCUCUGCUCCAUCAGCUGAAGAUGUAGACCCUGAGCUGGCCCGUUACCUGAACAGAACCUACUGGGAGAAGAAACAGGAAGAGGCUCGCAAGAGUCCCACCCCCUCAGCCCCUGCCCCUGUGCCACUAGCUGAGCCCCUUCCGGCAAUCAGUCAGCCUGUAGAAAGUCAUGUUCCUGUCCAGCCAGUCAGCAUAGUGGAGCAGCAGUACCAGAAUGGAGAGUCAGAGGAAAACCACGAGCAGUUUCUGAAGGCUCUGCAAAAUGCUGUCACCACCUUCCUUAACCGCAUGAAGAGCAACCACAUGCGUGGGCGCAGCAUCACCAACGACAGUGCUGUGCUCUCACUCUUCCAGUCCAUCAACAACAUGCACCCGCAGCUGCUUGACAUCCUCAACCAGCUUGAUGAAAAGCGAUUGUAUUACGAGGGGCUGCAGGACAAGUUGGCUCAAGUGCGCGAUGCUCGGGCAGCCCUCAACGCCCUUCGAGAUGAGCACAGAGAGAAGCUGCGUCGUGCCGCGGAGGAAGCAGAGAGACAGAGGCAGAUCCAGCUGGCGCAAAAACUGGAGAUCAUGAGGCAGAAGAAACAGGAGUACCUGGAGAUGCAAAGACAGCUAGCCAUCCAGCGCCUCCAGGAGCAGGAGAAGGAGAGGCAGAUGCGUCUGGAGCAGCAAAAGCACACGAUCCAGAUGAGAGCCCAAAUGCCUGCUUUCUCUCUGCCCUAUGCCCAGAUGCAAUCUUUGCCCCCCAAUGUGGCAGGAGGGGUGGUGUACCAGCCUGGUGCUCCACCCAGCUACCCAGGCACCUUCAGCCCUGCUGGUUCUGUGGAGGGUUCACCUAUGCACAACAUUUAUCUGAACCAGCCUGGACAGACCGCACCACCACAAUACCAGGCCAUGCCUGGUGCUGCCACAGAUCCAAAUAUGGUCAAUGCAUACAUGUACCAGGCUGCAGGCACCAAUGGGCAGCCUGCUCCUCCUCCGGGUCAGGCUCCGCCCACGACUAGUCCACCCUACUCCAACUAUCAGCCCACACCCACACAGGGCUACCAGAAUGCGGUCUCUCAGGCCCAGAGUAUGCCCCCUAUGUCCCAGGCUGCCCCCACUAACGGUAUGGGUUACAUGGGCUACCAGCCAUACAGCAUGCAGAACAUGAUUUCAGCAUUGCCAGGACAGGACCCCAAUAUGCCCCCUCAACAGCCCUACAUGCCAGGCCAGCAGCCCAUGUACCAACAGGUGCCUCCUCCUGGUGGCCCGCAGCAGCAGCAGCAACCACAACAGCAGCAGGCUCCUCAGGCUGUGCCCGGCAGCGCAGAGGCACAGCUCAUCUCAUUCGACUGAAAGGCCACGCUGCAGGGUCUGACACACUACAUCCUUUCCUCCUCUCUUUGGUCUUUCCUCUCACUCUCUGGACUCUGAGUAUGCCCUCUGGAAACACACACAGACGCACCUCCCACCUUCCAUCUCGCUGUGAUGUUGUGGCAAUGUAAAAUAUUGUGAUGAUGUUGCAGAAUUGUUCUCUCCUUGCCUCUUGUCCACUGACGUAUCGGAAUGUGGGAUAAAGUUGCAGGAGAGGGCUCCAUAACCCAGACCAUCUGACCCUGCUCUGUCCUCUUUCCUGCUGAUAUGUAUGUAGAAUUUCCUUAUUAAAUGAAUAAUGGAAGCUCAGAAAUAGUGAGUGGUAUUAAAGUUAAAAAUUAAAAAACUAUGAUAACAGUUGAGGAGAAAAAAGACAAGACAUAACCAUUCUUUGUCCUCAUAUUUUUCUAAAGAAAAACUUGCGUGUUAAAUUUUAAUUAUUUUCCAUAAAUGGAAGUGAAUUAUUGCAACCUGUCAUCUGUAUGUGCAGUUUAAGAAAUUUGGGGUUUGAAAACAAAAGAGUUAUGUCUAGGGACAGAAAACACAGUCAAAGGCCUGAAAUAAAUGCCACUAACUCAUAUCUCCAUCAGGUUGACAACUUGCCAUUUCAGUUGUAGAUUUCAGUUCCAUCCUCUUAUGCACACACAAGCAAGGGUCGCCAUAUCUUGUUUUGGCAUUUAUGUGUUGUGCACUGCUUGAAAUACUGUGUCUUUAAUGUAGUUUCUUAAAUGACAAAAACACAUUGCAGGGAUUGUACAUUGUGUGGGGAGGGUGUUAGAAAAUUAGAUGGGUGGUUAUUAAAUCCUCAUUUAAUAUACUUUAAUAGAUUAAAUCAUUGAAAUUAAACAACUAGUAACCUUAACAUGUACAUACUAAAGCAGUCCAGCAACUCUAAUAUUAUCCUGCACCUCUUUAUUAAAAUGAUUGUGUUGGCAAUCAUCAAAAAAACAGUACUGACACAAGCAUAGACACCUUAAUCUGUAAUUAACUGCAAAUGGCCUCCAGACACCCCAGCCUGUGUGCAUUUGGUUGUAACGGUCACAAAUAAAGAUCUAUACAUAUUAAGUACAGGUUGGCAGUCUGUUCUCAAGUGUACUUGGCUCUCACGAGAUGUGGAAAUGCUUGCAGAGCGAACAUGAUGCACCGCAUGUAUGUGUCACGCACCCAGUGAUUUCUGUAACCCUUCAGUUGCUAUCUGUGAACUUCUUUAUUCCAUCAUACUGAUCUGUCUGACUUUAAAGUAAUUUUGAAAUUAUAUUUAAUAAAUAUCUGGUUCUUACUGUC